AUGGAAUGUCCUUAUAUUGUCAUUGGAAUAGAUGAAUUGGAUAAGUAUGGAACGGAAAUUAAUUUUGCAAACAACUAUAUAAAAUUUGGAGAGGACAUACUGGAAGAAGGUUUAAAGGAAAAAGAAGAUGAGCAGGAAGAUAGUACAGCGCCGAAUAAGGUGUGUACAUCAAUGACUAACAAGCAAGUUGAAAAUAAAGAGGAGAAGGAAGAAGAAGACAUAGGAAGUGAAGUAAAUGUUUUAACAACAAAUUUUAAAUCUAAUAAAAUGAGAAGUGUGGUAUCGCAAACGAUGUACACCGAUGAAAGAAAAGAGGGGAAGAAGAGGAGGAGAAGAAAUAGGAAGAAAAGAAGUGUAACGCCGAUACAGGUGGACACAAAUAUAGGACCUGAAGAGAAAGAAGAGGAAGAAGAAAAUUUAAAUGUCAGUACUGCGCCGAAAGUGUUGUGUACAAACAUGACACAAAAAGAAGUUGAAAUAUUGGAUGAGGAAGAAACUGUCGGGGAAGUUGUCAUAGAUAAAGAAAAGCAGAGAGGAAAAAGAAGAAAAUCUAAUUAUCUAAUUGUAUGA
Molecule: messenger RNA, 570 nt
Organism: Diabrotica virgifera virgifera (western corn rootworm)
Lineage: Eukaryota; Metazoa; Arthropoda; Insecta; Coleoptera; Chrysomelidae
Product: histone-lysine N-methyltransferase, H3 lysine-79 specific-like
Exons: 2
Coding region: 1-570 (189 amino acids)
Source: RefSeq, a predicted model, not a curated record